Molecule: messenger RNA, 943 nt
Organism: Mus musculus (house mouse)
Lineage: Eukaryota; Metazoa; Chordata; Mammalia; Rodentia; Muridae
Gene: Rps3a1
Product: ribosomal protein S3A1
Exons: 6
Coding region: 100-894 (264 amino acids)
Biological process (GO): negative regulation of apoptotic process; translation; ribosomal small subunit biogenesis
Cellular component (GO): ribosome; cytosol; ribonucleoprotein complex
Molecular function (GO): structural constituent of ribosome; mRNA 5'-UTR binding
Source: RefSeq, marked validated
CGAAAGAGCAAGGGUCACGUAGACGGCGCUCCCCGCCCGGCUCGCGUUAAGUUCUCGCGCGAGUUGUACUUCCGCCCUUUUGGCUCUCCGGUCGGCACCAUGGCGGUCGGCAAGAACAAGCGCCUGACGAAAGGUGGCAAGAAGGGAGCUAAGAAGAAAGUGGUCGAUCCAUUUUCUAAGAAAGACUGGUACGAUGUGAAAGCUCCAGCCAUGUUCAAUAUUAGGAACAUCGGGAAGACACUAGUCACGAGGACUCAAGGAACCAAAAUUGCCUCUGAUGGCCUCAAGGGUCGUGUGUUUGAAGUGAGCCUUGCUGAUCUACAGAAUGAUGAAGUUGCGUUUAGAAAAUUCAAGCUAAUCACUGAGGACGUUCAGGGCAAAAACUGUCUGACUAACUUCCAUGGUAUGGAUCUUACCCGGGACAAAAUGUGCUCCAUGGUCAAGAAGUGGCAGACCAUGAUCGAAGCUCACGUUGAUGUCAAGACGACCGAUGGGUAUUUGCUCCGACUUUUCUGUGUUGGCUUCACUAAGAAACGCAACAACCAGAUAAGAAAGACAUCCUAUGCGCAGCACCAGCAAGUCCGCCAGAUCCGGAAGAAGAUGAUGGAAAUCAUGACCCGAGAGGUGCAGACUAAUGACUUGAAGGAAGUAGUUAAUAAACUGAUUCCAGACAGCAUUGGGAAAGACAUAGAAAAGGCUUGCCAGUCCAUUUAUCCUCUCCAUGACGUCUUUGUUAGAAAAGUAAAAAUGCUGAAGAAACCCAAGUUUGAAUUGGGCAAGCUCAUGGAGCUGCAUGGGGAAGGCGGCAGCUCUGGCAAAGCAGCUGGAGACGAGACGGGUGCUAAGGUUGAGCGAGCUGACGGAUAUGAACCGCCAGUCCAAGAAUCAGUGUAAAAUCCAGAUUUUUAAUAGUGACAAAUAAAAAGUCCUAUUUGUGAUCGUU